This is a messenger RNA of Acipenser ruthenus (sterlet), 5352 nucleotides long. Its product is annotated as deoxyribonuclease gamma-like. The record is from RefSeq and is a predicted model, not a curated record. Lineage: Eukaryota; Metazoa; Chordata; Actinopteri; Acipenseriformes; Acipenseridae. The coding region runs from base 1442 to 2422 and encodes 326 amino acids. Gene Ontology annotation, biological process: DNA catabolic process. Gene Ontology annotation, cellular component: nucleus. The transcript is spliced from 9 exons. Gene Ontology annotation, molecular function: DNA nuclease activity.
UGCUUCCCUUGAUUUAAAUUCAACACUUUUCAUCAUAUAUCCCAGCAUCUUGUUGGCCUUUUUUUUUAUAGCUGCCUCUUCAGUCCUGCCUGUCUUUCUUUGUUUCUGAGAUUUCUAGCAUUUGGAUAAAUACAUUUAAUGGCCAUCUAACCUGAGUUGUUGCCCUUGUUUUGAUGUAGUCUUCCUUCAGUUCUUUUGUUGAUUUCUUUCGUCAUAAUUAAUAACUAGAAUUCUGCAUAAUUUACCGAUACAUUUUUGCAAAUUGGUGAAGCGUGAAUUAAGUUUAUAAUCUGUAUAUUUUUUGUUAUUCAUAUAAGAGGAUAGGGUCCCAGAAUUGUAUUCCUGCCUAGGGCCCUAUGAUGGGUUAAUCUGGCCCUGCCUGUAUGUCAUAAUGUCUGCUGCUCUAUUUGUGAACAUACUUUUUCAUAAAGCUAAGUGCACACUGUAUUUUAAAACUACUUGAUAUUUUUUAAAAAAAUGGUAGUGGUUGCAAAUGCAAUUGCAGUUCCGUCGAUUUGAACCGCAGCUUCACAAUGACUCAAACGUGACGUUGUUCAUUUUUCCAAAAGUGGAUAGUUGCUCUGUUGACAAUGUGUUAGUGCAUACUGCCACCUGCUGACAAAGCUGGGCAAAUGCAUCUGAAUAACGCUUCCAACAUUUAACCCAUUAAGUGCCAUUGUUCUCAUUUGAGGACAGACUACUUUGUAAUUUUUUUGAACAUUUUUAACUUGUUAACGGGAUCUAAAUUGACUGUCCUCAAAACAGGACUGGGAAUACAUGUUGUAAAUAUGCCUGUCAGUUCACACUUCAAAUAGAUUGAAAGCUUUUAGAAUGGAAGCAUUUUACUACACAGCCAGUAGGCUGCGUCUCAAGCUACAGAUUGACAGAAGCAUUUGUUUGGUACUUAAUGGGUUCAAAUGUAUUUUUACUUUGUUGCUGCAUCACUUGGAGGCUCUGGGUUCUGUCACUCCAAUACUGAGGUAUCACGUUGCUCUAAAUCUGCCUGAACCUGCUUUGAGCUUGUCUAGAGAAUUGUAAGUGCCGGGUCUCAACAACCUUCCUCAUGCUGUUUAUAACAUAUGACAACCUUUCAACUCUCCCAGCCCCACCUACCCUGCACACUCGUCAUCAUGAUCCAUUGCCUACCUCUCUGCACCAACUGUGUGUAAUAUUAAAAGCAUGAUAGCUUGUAAUACCCUAGGCUGAAGAAAUCUCUGUUUGCAAGCCCUGCUUUCAGUUAGUGUUGCACUUCCUUGGACACCUCGAGGGUGAAACUGUCCCACCUCUUCAAUGACUUCUUUCCUGCCAGCUGCCUCCCCGAUUGCCAGACAUGCUUUCAGCCAGUAGCAUGACCCCGAAGACACUGUUGAGCGCAAAUGAUCCAGGAAGUUCAAGUGAAGCAGUGUGACAGGCUGGUUUUAGUGAUGACCUCAGACCAGAAAUGAACACACAGCACUUCCCACAGCCUCAAAUCAUGCUGCUCGCAGGCCUGUACCUCUGUCUCUCUCUCCUGGAGGCCGCCUCUGCAUUCAGGAUCUGUGCCUUCAACGUGCAGGCCUUCGGGGACUCCAAGGCAAGCGACCGGGGCGUCACGGAGGUCCUGGUGAAGAUCCUCUCACGCUGUGAUGUGUGUCUGAUUCAGGAGGUGCGUGAUUCAAAGGGAGGGGCUGUGCCAGCGCUGGUAAACAAUCUGAACAGGUUUGAUAGGAGUCACAACUACAAGUUUGUUGCAAGUGGUCGUCUAGGAAGAGGUUCUUACUUGGAGCAAUAUGUGUUCAUAUACAGGUCUGAUGUAGUUGAUGUUCGAGACCAGUACCAGUAUCCUGACACUCAGAAGGGCGACCCUGAUGCUUUCUCCAGAGAACCCUUCAUUGUGCGCUUCCAUUCUCCACACACAGAACUGCAGGACCUGGUCCUUGUGCCCCAGCACACCACACCAAAGAAUGCAACCAGGGAGAUAGAUGAGCUGUACGACGUCUUCCUGGAGAUCAGACGCAUGUGGAGAAUUCAGGAUGUUAUGUUUCUGGGUGAUUUUAAUGCUGCUUGUGGAUAUGUGCCCAAGAAAGACUGGCCUAAAAUCCGUCUGCGCAGCAACCCGGAAUUCCACUGGCUAAUCGGGGACAAAACUGACACAACAGUGCGUGACAACACAGUCUGCGCUUACGACAGGAUCGUAGUGCAUGGUGAUGCUUUCCUUAGUGCCAUUGUUCCGCAGUCUGCCAAACCGUUCAACUUCCCCAGAGAAUUCAGACUCACAGAGGAAGAGGCCCUGGUUAUUAGUGACCACUAUCCGGUCGAGGUGGAGCUGAGGCUUUCAUCUGGGCAGCAGGAAGAGCAUAUCCACCAUUAUCUCAUUGGCAUUGCUGUGGCUAUACUGUUACUAUCCGUGAUGUGCGGACCCAAUGGCUGGUCUGGAUUCUAACCAUUUCAUUAUCAUACUCGUGUGUACUGUCAGUCACAAUGAUGGUGUCCCCAGCCUUCACACUGAAUGCUUACUAAAUAUCUUGACAUCUCUGAAUAGAUAAUUUCUCUUUAAAUAUAUGAAAGAUUUGAAUUAUAAAUGUCCCUCAAGUACAGUGUGCAGCAGUGUGGAGUAGUGGUUAGGGCUCUGGACUCUUGACCGGAGGGUCGUGGGUUCAAUCCCAGGUGGGGGGGACACUGCUGCUGUACCCUUGAGCAAGGUACUUUACCUAGAUUGCUCCAGUAAAAACCCAACUGUAUAAAUGGGUAAUUGUAUGUAAAAAUAAUGUGAUACCUUGGUAGCAAUUGUAAGUCACCCUGGAUAAGGGCGUCUGCUAAGAAAUAAAUAAUAAUAAUAAUAAUAAUACUAAUUAACACAAAACAUGUUUCUGAAGUGGGGCCUGCUGGUACUGGUACAGAAUUCAAUGUUUUGUCAUUCUUGGCUGACAGCAUUAUAGAACAAUUAUCAUUCAGCAUUCUGAAUGUCUUUUGCAUAUAUUUAAAAAGGACGGUUAUCUAUUCAAGGAUUUCAAGAUAUUUAGUGAGAAAGGGGUCUGAGUGGAAUCAACUGGGCAAUAAAAGCCCCAAACUAGUCGUUACAUACCUAGAAAAAAAAAAUUCUAGGUGCCGAUGAACUGGGGGGUGGGAUCAAAGGGUCACCCCCCCCGCCCCCCCAGCCCGCCGUUCUGUUUCAAGGCUGUUCACACCACUGGAUAUAUGUUUGUUUUUAACCAGGAGUUUAAACUCAGUGCUGAUUCCAAUGGAGCUGUGACUAAUUCCCCAUUCGACAGCCUCAGCCAUGAUGUAAUGUCACUUCUAUUACUUUAACUUGUACGCCACUUCUGAAAUCUCAAAUACAAUAAAACCUGUCUAAUCCAGCCCCGCUACAAAGCGGCAUUCUGUAUAAUUUGGCAUGAUUUUUGGGGUCCCGACCAAACCCUAUUGAAAUGAAUGGCGUGAUCCGCUCUAGAAACUACAGUAUUCUGGAAUCCGGCAUGAUUUGAAAUUCUUGUCUGUCUAAACUAAUGUAAAUCUGACUGUGCAGUUCGGCUCUAAGUCAUGCGUUUUUUCUUUUCUAAGUUUAUAAUCAUGUAAAUUCACACGCGUCCCUGCGGUGUGGUACAGUAAAAUACUUUACAUUACGGAGAAUGUAAACUUAAAAUGGAUGCAAUCCUUGGAUUGCAAGGAUACCUGGAUGGUACUAUUACUGUAUGUACUGUGAUGGAGUUUGUAAAGCAUUCACAUGUACCUUUGUUUUUAUUUGACAGAACCUCUGUAUUCCAGCACUGUAUAAUUAGACAGGUUUUACUGUAUUAAGAAGAUUUACGAGUCUCAACUGACAAACCCUUAUCACAUAAGAUUCUCAACUAAAAGAAAAACAAUCUGUUCUUAUAUAGCCAUGUCAGUGAAUGUAUUUUAAUUGUUACUAAGAAUGUGCCCUGCCUGGUCACUUUAUUAGAACCUGUAACCAGUAUUGGGUUGGGUCACCGUUUGCCCUGAUCACAGCCUAGACAGGGCAUAGACUCCACAAGGUGUUGGAAGGUGUCUCAAGGGAUAUAUAUAUAUAUAUAUAUGUGGUCCAGUGGUUAAAGAAAAGGGCUUGUAACCAGGAGGUCCCCGGUUCAAAUCCCACCUCAGCCACUGACUCAUUGUGUGACCCUGAGCAAGUCACUUAACCUCCUUGUGCUCCGUCUUUCGGGUGAGACGUAGUUGUAAGUGACUCUGCAGCUGAUGCAUAGUUCACACACCCGAGUCUCUGUAAGUCGCCUUGGAUAAAGGCGUCUGCUAAAUAAACUAAUAAUAAUUAUAUAUAUAUAUAUAUAUAUAAAAUCUCUUGCUCCUCAAACCAUUCACACUCAGUUGUGGCUCGGUGGACAGGUGCAUUAUUGCAUUGAAAGCAGCCAUCGCCACCAGGCUGCAGGUACAGCAUUGUUGGUGGACUUGGUCCCCGAUGAUGCUUAAGUAACAACAGCAUUCGUUUGGUCUUCCAGAGGAAUCAAGGGCCCCAGGGUAUACCAGGAGAACAUGCCCCACACCAGGGCCAUGCCAGGUCCAAUCGCAUGGACAGUUCUAAUAAAGUGUCCAGGCAGUGUGUAGGUGUGAGCAUGGCAAGGAAAUAUGAUGGCAGUUGUGUAUUCAUCUUUUUAGUGCUUUUUAUUGAUGUGCAGUUUGCUGUGUGUGGUCUUGCAUACAACUACUGGCAACCGCUUAGUAGCUGACAAUCAGGCUCAAAGGUGGCAACGCUACAGCUCAACUAAAUAGGAUUUUAAUUCAGCGCACAGUGCCACCCAGUGGCAAAAUACAGUAACUACUGUUUUAUUUUAUUUUUUUGAAAGAGAAGUGUUAUCGCUAUGCAUACUCUAGUCAGGGUAUUAUAUGCCAAGUAUAAAAUGGUGUAUCUCGCAUAUUGUGUAGCGUUUGGUACUGUAUGUAACACUACCAAAACACUCAAUAUGAUGUGUCACCACAAAUUCUCUCAGGAAAGGAGGGGCUGCAGUCUCAUUCCCAAGCAUCCCUUCUAAUACAAUUUUCAGAUAUUUGAAUGUGCUGCAUGAUACACAAUGUUCUGACCAUGAGCAGACACAGCUUCUGUCUAUAAAGGCCCUAUGGAUGUUAAUGCAUUGUGUUCUACAAAUACCUUGUAGCUGGCAUUUCAGAUUAGAAUACAAAUGUGCACGUUGCCUGUAGGGUGUUUCUUAAUGCAUAACAUGUAUAGGGAAAUAUUUUCAACGUGUUUCCUUUAUUCUUUAAUUAACUCCUACUUUUUGAAAGGAGAAAAAAACAUGUUGGUAAUGUUUUCACCUAUAUUUCAUAAACAAAUUCAUAAUUUUUGUAUUUUCCUCACUUUAUUGUAAUUAAAAUAACCUAUUAAAGCUUAAUGAUAAAAAAUUG